Messenger RNA from Gossypium raimondii (Peruvian cotton), 3451 nucleotides. RefSeq names its product phosphoinositide phosphatase SAC3. The transcript has 16 exons. The coding region runs from base 509 to 3013 and encodes 834 amino acids. The record is from RefSeq and is a predicted model, not a curated record. NCBI's taxonomy places the organism in Eukaryota, Viridiplantae, Streptophyta, Magnoliopsida, Malvales, Malvaceae. Gene Ontology annotation, biological process: phosphatidylinositol dephosphorylation. Gene Ontology annotation, molecular function: phosphatidylinositol-3,5-bisphosphate 5-phosphatase activity. Gene Ontology annotation, cellular component: intracellular membrane-bounded organelle.
UUUUAUUUAUUUAUUUUUUGAAAAUUUCUCGAAUCUGCGAAAAAUCUAUUUUAUUAUUAUUAUUACUAUUAUAAAAUAUUUUUUUCUCUUCCCAGCUCGAUAUUAUCUUCCAUUUUUGCGAAGAUUUACUUACCGUGAUUGAAGUAUUAUCAUAAAAUUUUUGACGAAUUUUGAGAGAUUUUUCCGGUAAGUUGUUAACGGAGAAAGAGAGAGUUGGCGGAGCCGGAAUACGGUGUUUUGAGUUUUCAUUUCAUUGCUCUGUUUUUUUUUUUAGAAGAUGAUGUAUUUGAAGCAGCCGAGUUCAAUUAUAUGCAAAGGUGGAUCAAUGUUUAGGCAAGAAUAAGGUGUCUUGUGUCAUUUGAAGCUAAAAAAAUAGAAAUUAAGAAACGUAUUUCUGCUUUAGUGCAUGGUUUUUUGUUGAAUUCCCUGAGCCUGAGGCUCGGGGGGAAGAUCUGAAAGCUGGAAAUUUGAAAUACGGAGGAAAAAAGAAAAGAAAAGGAAGCUUAUCAUGGAAUCUUCCGUAGCAGAAUAUUAUAAUAAUGUUAACAAUAAUGGAAGCUCGUCUUCGCAAUCUCAAACUUCUACCUGUAUGCAGAAAUUCAGACUCUACGAAACUCAAUCGAAUUUUUAUAUGAUUGGAAGGAAUAAGAAUAGAAUUUAUUGGAGAGUAUUAAAGAUUGAUCGGCUUGAUCCUUUUGAGCUAAAUAUUCGUGAAGAUUCUACCACGUAUACAGAGUUUGAAUGCUCUGAGUUGUUGAGGCGAAUACAUGAAGGAAAUAAAUCCACCGGUGGAUUGAAAUUUGUUACUGCUUGUUAUGGCAUUGUUGGGUUUAUUAAAUUCCUGGGGCCUUACUAUAUGCUGCUUAUUACAAAACGAAGACGGAUUGGAGCAAUUUUCGGACACAAUGUAUAUGCAAUUUCGAAAAGUGAGAUGAUUCCCCUCCCAAAUUCAUCUGUUAACCCAAGCAUUGCGGACUUUAGGAAAGAGAACAGGUACAAGAAGCUCCUAAGCUCAGUGGAUCUUACAAAGGACUUCUUCUUCAGCUAUUCAUACAAUGUCAUGUGUAGUCUUCAAAAGAACUUGUAUAAUAAUGAACCAGGUGAGGUUCUUUAUGAGACCAUGUUUGUUUGGAAUGAGUUCCUGACCCGAGGAAUCCGCAAUCACCUCAAGAAUACUCUAUGGACAGUUGCCUUGGUGUAUGGCUUCUUUAAGCAGGCAUCCUUUUCUGUAUCUGGAAGGAGUUUCAAACUUAUGCUCAUUGCAAGACGAUCCCGUCACUAUGCAGGUACCAGGUAUUUGAAACGAGGAGUAAAUGAAAAAGGCAGUGUAGCUAAUGAUGUUGAGACAGAGCAAAUUGUCUUUGAGGAUGUAUCUGACGGGUUUCCCACACAAAUAACUUCCAUAGUCCAGAACCGAGGCUCAAUCCCACUCUUUUGGUCUCAAGAAACCUCGCGAUUGAAUCUAAAACCAGAUAUCAUACUGUCUAAGAAGGACCAAAGUUAUGAAGCAACCAGACUUCAUUUUGAAAAUCUUGUCGAGAGAUAUGGCAACCCUAUAAUUAUUUUGAAUUUGAUUAAGACGCAAGAGAAGAAGCCUCGAGAAUCAAUUCUCCGUCAAGAGUUUGCAAAUGCUAUUGAUUUUAUUAAUAAAGAUUUGUCAGAAGAGAACCGUUUGAGAUUCCUUCACUGGGAUCUACACAAACAUUCUCGGAGCAAAUCGACAAAUGUUUUGCUACUUUUGGGUAAAGUGGCCAAUUAUGCAUUAACGCUAACAGGUUUCUUUUAUUGUCGGGUGACAUCAGCCUUGAGACCUGAGGAGUGUAUGACAUGGCCUUCUUCUGAGAAUAUUGAUGAUGGUGACAUGUUGCCCCUGAAAUAUUCCAAUGAUACUGAGGAUAUUUACAGAUCAGAGAGAAAUUAUUCUGGAGAAAAUAAUGUUGCUAAUGGAAAUCAUUCUGUCAAGCCUCCCACAUUCCAAAGAGGUGUGCUUAGGACCAAUUGUAUAGAUUGCUUGGAUCGUACGAAUGUUGCACAGUAUGCAUAUGGAUUGGCUGCUCUUGGAAGCCAGCUUCAUGCUUUAGGGAUUAAAGAUUCCCCAAAAAUAGACCUCGAUGAUCCUUUGGCAGAUGAAUUAAUGAGUCUCUAUGAGAGAAUGGGCGACACACUUGCGCAUCAAUAUGGUGGCUCUGCAGCUCACAAUAAGAUAUUUUCUCAGAGAAGGGGUCAAUGGAGAGCAGCGACCCAGUCCCAAGAAUUUUUUAGGACUCUUCAACGUUAUUAUAGCAAUGCAUACAUAGAUGCGGAGAAACAAAAUGCAAUUAAUAUAUUCCUCGGGCAUUUCCAGCCUCAGCCUGGUAAACCUGCACUUUGGGAGUUGGGUUCCUACCAGCAUUAUAGGGGAAGAAAUGGGGAAACAAUAAUGGACGAAGAUGGAAGGUCACUUUUCAAAAGAUCCUUUUCUGAUGGAAACAUUCUUUGGCAAAGUGAGUCACCUGUGAUGGCCAAAAACGGCAAGCAAGAGAAAUCAUUGAAUUCAACUUUGCCUGGCCUUUCAGAGUCAUCACCUGAGAUAUCAACUUGUGAAAGUGAUAUAACAUAUUCAAGGUAUACUCCCUCAAUGCCUCGAAGACAGCUCUUCGGGGACAUGCAAAGAGACCGCUGUCUUGAAACCGGUCAAAUUUUCUUCUUUGAACGUGGGGAUGGCUUCAAUUACUCUAACUUUGUCGACCUGGACUGUAUUUCAUCGUCCGGAAAUUCUUGCGAGGAUGAACCAUUUGAUAGGUCAUUAGUUCUUACAAGCUCUUCGAUCGCUGGUCUUUCAUUGGAGAAUGUUGUUAACGGUGUAAUCGGGGAAGCAACUCCAUCCAGUAGCGAAUGUGGAUCGAGUAUGAAGGGAAGGCAGCAAACCGGAACUGAGCUAUCUUUUGGUAAUUCACAACAGUCCAACGUUCUCGAGGAAUUCUCAGAUAGUUUUGUGCAGUGGGUGAACUCCGGAGAGAUGCUUUGCUAUUAAACUUUUGGUCUCAUUCUCCUCAAGUCAGUCGUCAACGACCCCACGGAUUCAAGCUGCGGCACCGUUACAAACUAUCCAAGGAAACCAAUAACAAAAACCGAGAAGCGGAAGCAGUUCUACCGGUACUCUCUUUUAUGUAAAGAUUAUCCCGAACGAGUAAAUAGUCAACAGUUUAAAAAAGAAAAAAAAAAUUCUUUUCGGAGUUCAUUUAGUUAUUUGUAAUUCCUUUGGUUAAAAAUGAACGUAAUAGGGCAUCAGUGUUUGUAAAUAUAUAUAUUUUUAUGAACCAUCUGUGUUUGGAAUGAGCUCCAACUUUCUAGGAUUUCAUGUCAUUGAUUAUUUAUUGGUUUCAAGUUUUAUCCAUAGGCAGACAUGAAACUGACAUUGUAAGUUAAAUGAAACUAAUUUAUUUGGAUGAAAGAUCAUUUAUAAGACCAA